This is a messenger RNA of Punica granatum (pomegranate), 2699 nucleotides long. NCBI's taxonomy places the organism in Eukaryota, Viridiplantae, Streptophyta, Magnoliopsida, Myrtales, Lythraceae. The record is from RefSeq and is a predicted model, not a curated record.
CUCCUUUUAUUUUAUAUUUUUAUUUUUAUUUUCCCCUUUAUUGCUCCCGCCGUCGCUUCCCCCUCAGCCCUAAGUCUCUUUUUCUCCCCUGCUCCCGCUCCCCGCUCGGCUUCUCCUCUUCUCGUGCCGCCGUUCACGCCGUCCCUCUCCGUUCCCUUUGCUCUGCCCUCCCUCUCCGUUCGCUGCUCCCUGCUCAUCGCCGCUGCUUGGAUCACCGCCUCCACCGCUGCUGCUUGUUGCUCUCCAGUUGCUUGUCGGCGCCUCCGUCCCCGCUGUUCGUCCCGAGCCUAAACGAAAACGAGACAAGCCGAGCUUGAGCCUGCUAUAUUCGGGCUCGGCUCGGCUGGUUGGAGACGAUGGGAGCGGAUAUGGCCGACGGAGAUGCAGGUUACCAAGAAAUACAGGAAGUCGAUUUCACUGAUAAUGAGUUAGUCCAUCAUGUCAGGAAUGCCCUCAAGUCAAUUACAAAGGGUGACAGCAGAGGUUAUGAUGAGCUCAUUGGGGUAAUGCAUCAUAAAGAGCGUCUUUCAGCAGAUGAAGUGGCCAUGCUUGUGACAUGCUUGAAGACACUCUCUGGUGCUGUUUCCUCCAUAGAUUUUACGCACCACGAGUCUCUUCUUUCUACGAUAUUCAGCAUGAGCAUGUGGAACUAUGUGCCUGAAAUCAUGGAUGCAUUGACCAACUUAAUCAUAUCCCUGGCUGCUUCAAAUGGAAGAUAUGUUGAUCCAUGUUUGAAUAUGCUGUUACAGAAUUUCAUUCCACCAUAUUCAUUCUUACGCUGGCUGAAACAACCACGUGGACUUUCAAUUAAAAACCAAGUUCUGUCUCGAGUGCAUUCUGCCCUUGAGAGCAUAACUGGUCUGGUUCCUCUUGCUCCGAUGAGAUUAUCGUCAUUAGUUGUCGAGAGGAUGCCUCUUUUAGGUGCUACAGAAGAAGUGGUCAUGAUGUACAUGGAGAACAUGUUCAGACUAGAGAGUGGUUCAAUCGGACUGCUUGUUGGGAGCACUAUGCUAAUGGCUGUGGUGGAUCGUCUGAGAGAUUUAGAUUUGGAUAUCACAUGGGAAGACAUUUUGCAAGAUGAUGCUGGCAAGGGAAUAUUUCAAUUAGAAUUGGAGGAUAUGGAUGAGAUUGAAGAUGAAUUCGAAAAUGAUGGUGGUGGACUUCCAGGAGCAUACACAAAUAGGAAGGGUCUUUCUGGUAAUGUGGUUGCCAAGAAGUUAGAUGACCUGUUGGCCUUAACCUUCGAGCAUCUUGAAUCUUGUAAAACACAAGGCCGCUUGAAUGAGGUAUUUGAGAUUCUUCUCCAAUCAUUUCGCACAACAGUUCUCACUGCAUACAAGUCCAAAUUUACCCAGUUUGUGAUGUUUUAUGCCUGUGCCUUGGAUCCUGAAAAUUGCGGUGUAAAAUUUGCAAGGACGCUUGCGGAUAUCUUUACGUGCACUGACUAUCCUCCAAUGACUAGGAUGAGUGCAGUCGCUUAUCUUGCCAGCUAUAUGGCUCGUGGAAAGUUCAUUUCCACCAAUUUCACAGUGGCAAUGUUGAGAAGGUUGGUUGAUUGGUGUUCGGAGUACUGCAAAAUUCAGAAUGGUGAUAUUAAUCCAGAACUUCACCGUGUAUUUUACUCAGGUUGCCAGGCCAUCAUGUAUGUGCUUUGCUUCCGAAUGAGAUCGUUGGUGAAUGUCCCUUGGCUCAAGUCACAGCUUUCCCAGAUGCCUUUAGAAUCCAUUCUUAAGCAUAGAUUGAAUCCCCUAAUGGUCUGUUUGCCAUCCGUAGUGGUAGAGUUUCUAAGGCAGGCAAAGGCAGCUAACCUAUAUACGGUAUCAAAGACAUUCAUCUUCAAUGAUGUACUGGAGUCGGAGCUUUCAAGGGCCUUUGGUGGAUUGGAGAGGCUGGACAUGUUUUUCCCAUUCGAUCCGUGCUUGCUAAAGAAGAGUGACAGAUAUAUCCGUCCAAGCUACAUAUUCUGGUCCAUGGUUCAAACAAGCUAUGAGGAUGACGAAGAGGGCAGCAGCGAGGAAGACGAUGAAGAGGAGGCCUUUCCUGAGAGGAACUCUAGGGAUCACGAGAUGGCCACGAGUUUCGGUGAGCGAGAAGACUUUGAUAUUGACGAAUUUGACCAUGCAUUGAACAAGAUGUCCAUUACACCCAAGACCUACAAGUGGGGUGGGGACAUGCAACCCCUCACCCGAAUGCCCUCAAAGCUCAGGCCCUCCACUAGUCCAGAGUCCUUGUGAUUUAUUGGAGAGCCGGUCAAGUGAAUACGCUCAAGAUGUUAUUGAUUGGCAGGGAAGAUCUCUACAAGACCUGGUCUAACGGAUGCGGUUGUUUGUUCUUGGUUCCAUACACGUGUCCUAUAUAAGCUUACGAUUAUGAGCAUCUCCGCUGUAGAGUUUAGCUUAGAUUGGGUGCAGGAAGGUUUGAGUAGGAUACAUCCUCUUUUAGGUUUUCUCUAUCCCUUUUCUUUGUUUAUGUGAUCCCUUAGAGUUAGGGUUGGUCCAAAGGGAAGUAUGUAACAUUGAUUGAGGUAUCUGCAAGUGGGAACUCUUCUAAUAUGAGACAUACAUAUGUAUUUUAAAACUUUUGCCAGUGCAAGGAGUGAAAUGCCGGCGGAACAUUGAUGCAUCUCCUUGUGUAUCGACUCUGUGCAUCGAUUAUGAUACCGCACGAAUAAAACUAGGUAGCAAUAUUAAUUUCCUGGA